Messenger RNA from Rhopilema esculentum, 2171 nucleotides. RefSeq names its product DNA replication complex GINS protein SLD5. NCBI's taxonomy places the organism in Eukaryota, Metazoa, Cnidaria, Scyphozoa, Rhizostomeae, Rhizostomatidae. The record is from RefSeq and is a predicted model, not a curated record. Gene Ontology annotation, biological process: double-strand break repair via break-induced replication; DNA-templated DNA replication. Gene Ontology annotation, cellular component: GINS complex.
ACAGAUGCAUCUUUUCCCGGUAUAUUUGUUUUUUACAUAUAUGACUUUUGUCUGAACUUUCAAAACUGUUACAUGGAAGAGAGAACAGACGUAGUAGCAAUCAGAAUAUGAAACGAAAACUAUAAAAGCUCGUCUCAAACCAGUUGUUUUAAAUGUAAUUUUGGCACGCGAAGCAAACAUUUUGACCACAUGACUUGAUCACGAGGGCCUUUACGGGAUGGGGAUACUUGGGAAGAUGUAAACUCUAAAUUGGCUGGCAUACCAAUUAAGUUUAGGUCACCAAGUUGAACAGGUUGACGUUUAUCAAUACGAGUAGCGGGUUAUGGCCAUAACCAUAACUGGUAUUUGGCCAGCUGCCUCUAUGCACCCUGGGUUAUUGCCUCGCUUCCAGAAUGCUGGAAAAAUUUUACAUGAAGGAUCAAAGUUUAGCGGGAAAAUUGUUGCGAAAUGGAGGACGACAGUGAUAGUGAAGAAAUUGAAGUGACUGCAGCCGAGGUGAUUGAGAAACUUGAAGAGGCAUGGUUGAACGAAAAAUUUGCACCAGAACUUCUUCAUUCCAAAGUGGAGCUAGUGGAGUGUCUUUUGGAACAGAUCCAGGAGAUGGACGAAAAACUAAAAGCAGCACCCAAAGGUGACAUUGCAGCAUCAUUACAAAUCAUGGAGCUUGAACGUGUGAAAUUUAUUAUGAGUAGUUACAUGAGGAGAAGGAUCGAAAAGAUAGAAGAAUUCACUGUACAUAUCCUAGAAGAAGAAGCUGGAAGAAGCGAGGGUCAGCCAAGCAAGCUGUCACCUGAAGAACUCAGAUAUGCAAAAGAAUUUGCAGACAAUAUGGAAUCGUUGUUCAGUUCACUGGCCUUGCGACAUAUGCCUGCCAACAUGCAAAGCAUUGACCGCAAAAAAGUUGCACGGCCGAACCUCAACAGCCAUGUUUUCCUGACAGUAACGGAAAACCAAGAUCAAGUGCUUGUCGAUCCAGAGGAGGAGCCAUUUGAUCUUGAAGAGGGAACCCAGCAUAUAAUGCGAUAUGGCCCAGUGGCACCGCUGGUCAACUCAAGUGCUGUAAAACUCAUUUGAUGUAGAGGGACUGCAUCAACACCUGACUAGCAUACGUUUAUUGAACCUGUUUGUAAAUAACAGCUUGAUAAUCAAAAGAAGAACUGUAUUUAUUCGUAGAGCGAAUGACGAUAUCUUUGAAGGCAAUUGGUUAAUAUAAGAGGAGCAACAUCGCUUGGACUACCGAAUUUGCAUGUGCUUUUCAUGCAAUCAAUAAAUCAUCACGCGUGAUUCCAUAAAUCCAAAUACGUAUUCUAUAAAUCCAUACUUCAUGUCGACAAGAUCUUUCACAAGCAUCUUGCCACAUUUAUAAAGCGUCGAGAACCUAAAUAUACAAAAUAUCUAAACUUAACCUAAUCGCUCUUAACCGAAUUCCAUUUCCAACUUCAACUCCAACUCCAACUCAAAAACUAACUCUAUAUGUAACACGCCCAAAAUAUAACUAAACAAGAACUUAUUGUAAUGCUACAUAGCUACGAAAAUUUACAUAAUAAUAGUGAAUACAAAAUAUAUUAGUCCCAAGAUUAAUUACAUAAACUGAAUAAUGAUACUAAAAAUCCCAAAAGAAAUAGUUAAUGAAUCUAAAGGUGCAAUUAGAAAACAAAAGGAAUUAUAAACAAUCGAAUGUGCGAACGGUGAUAAAAUUACUAAGGUUACAGGAUGCAAAACAAACGAAAUCCAAACUAGCACUAUUACACAUGCGUUUGUUUCCAAAACAAAUAUACGCUUCACGUGACCAGUUGCAUCAUAGCAGAUUGGAGCCAAUAACUUGAAUUGAUCGAAAGACCAAGCUCGGCGAUUUGUAGAUAGAUUUUGGCCAGGCGAGGCGCUGCCUAUUUUUAUGAACAAAUAUAAACAAAACUAACAAAGCAUUAAACAAUUAAAUUAAUUGAUCAGGAUUUUGAAACCAGUGAAUUUAGAACGACAACUGACUCGAUUCCUUCAAUAGCAAAUAGAGUGGUUGACGGGUUUUGUAGUAAAAAAAAGUGUUAAUUUUGAUACGGAGGUAACAGAAAUUUGUUGCAAUGUAUGUUUGAUCUAAUUCAACCUUUGUUGAAUAUGUGAAACGGACACUGGAAUAACCUAUUAAAACCAUUUGAUAUUAUUGAUGUCAUCUA